Molecule: messenger RNA, 1036 nt
Organism: Effrenium voratum
Lineage: Eukaryota; Dinophyceae; Suessiales; Symbiodiniaceae
Source: the annotation of a GenBank genome assembly
GCUGUAUCCGACAAAACGAGCCAGAGUUCAUGGCCGUGUCCAUUCAGCUGAUCGAGGAGUUUAUACAGCUUUGCGAUGGCAUGGUGGUGAUUUUGACUUGGUCCUACCUGCAGCGGCUGUGGUGCGUCUACGAGUGGGCGUGCUUUCUGGUCUUUCACGAGCCACACGACCUGGUCAUCUGUGCUGAGUCCCUCUACCGUGCCGGGACAGAGGAGCGCUUCCUGGAGUCCGUGCGCCACUUCUCUGUGAGGAGCUGCCAGUGUUCAGAUCCGGCGGAUCGAAGUGUGCUGAGACAGAAGAUCAGUGAGUACUACGGUUGCUGCGAGAACUUCGAGCGGUUCUUGCGUGUCUCAGUCAUUGCCAUCACAGUGCGCUGCCUGGCAGCCCGUGCUGCUCGCAACCACCUUUGCAUUGGGAAGUGGAUCUCGCUGGCGGAAGAGCUGGGUCUGAAGGAGUUGGCAGCUGGCCUUCAAAAAGCCGCUCCUCAGGCUUGGCGCCAACAAGCAAUGGAGGAGCAAGUUUCAGAUAUGCAGUUUUACAUCAAGGCCCAAAGCGACACCUGGUUUGCCGAGCACAUGUUUCCAAUCCUAGCGGCGGAGCGGCGCCGUGCUGUUCAAAGACACAUCUUCCGCACGAUGAUUCUUCGCAAGGAAACUGUCCGCAGAGCGCUGAGCGACUCGAACUUCAAGCAGCCAACUCUCAAAGCCGGCAGGGCCUUGAGAGUCAGACACAAAUUAGCGCCCGCUACAGCAUGAGGCGAAUUUUAAGUGUCUGAAGCUGAGUGAUACACUGGUCACAUUGCAAGAUUGUGUUGCUUGUGUUCUUGGGCUUGGCGCACUCAGCCACUCGAUCCGAUGGACCGUAUGGCCGAAGCCAAAUGCAUGAGAUGUAGUUCUACUUGUUUGCAAAAGUCGAUUCCUGCUCCCUUGCGGAGAGAAUCGAGAACGGGCGGGUUGAAUCCUGCAGUGAGCUUGGCAAAAGGCCGGCAUACGCUUGCCGUGGCAUGUGUCAAGCUUGCUGUUUCAGGCGGAAGCAC